AUGGUUAAUGAAUUGCACAUAAAAAGGAAGGAUGGUAAUUUGGGUCUUAAGCUGGACAUCUCUCAAGCUUUUGAUAAUGUGAGUUGGUCCUUUGUUAUGGAGGUGUUUCGUCAAUACGGUUUUUCAGAAGAUUGGUGUUCUUGGAUUCUAAAUAUUCUGAAUUCUUCCCGUAUUUCUAUUCUUCUAAAUGGUAGCCCGGAAGGUUACUUCAAGAUCAAUAGAGGUUUGCGUCAAGGCGACCCUCUUUCGCCUCUUAUUUUUGUUUUGAUAGAGGAUGUUCUUAGCCGAAACAUUACUGAACUCUUUCAAAAUAGAGACAUGACUCAUAUGGUAAGGCGCAAUGGUAUAGCUCCAACUCAUCUUUUCUUUGCUGAUGAUAUUAUGAUUUUUUGCAAGGGUAAUAUGAAGAGUGUGACUAAUUUGGUGAAGUUACUUGAUAUGUAUCAACGCGCUUCUGGUCAAUGUGUUUGUAGAGAGAAAAGUAAGAUUUAUUUUGGUGGGGGGUCUUUAAAUAGGCGUCAAACAAUUGCUGAUUUCUUGGGCAUGGGUAUUACUUACUUUCCGGACCGCUAUUUGGGGGUUAAAGUGAUGCCAGGUGCUGUGAAGUAUAGGCAUAUCAGCAACGUAGUAGAUAAAUUGGAGGACCAACUCUCGGUAAUGAAAGUUAAGGAAGGUGGUCUUGGGAUUUCUAGUCUUCGAACUAUGAAUAAGGUAUUGAUUAUGAAGCUGUGGUGGUCUAUUAGAGCUUCGGAUAAAAAAUGGGCUCGCUUCUUGGAAUCCAAAUUUACUUGUAGAGAUGGGCGUAUCAAAGUUGCUGGAGUUAAAUCCUUUAUUCUCCCUGGAAUUCUUUGGGUGCAUAAUGAUGUAGUUAACAAUACCAAGUGUAUUAUUGGGGAUGGGAGAAGCACUUCUUUAUUUUUUGAUGUUUGGUACGGAGUCACCACUUUGGCUGAGGUGUUGAAUCGUACAGACCUGGAUAGAGAUGCUCGUUUUUGUGACAUUAUUGUGCAGGGUCAGUGGGUUUUACAGGGAGAUCACCGUCAAGACCUUACAAAUGUCGGAGUGUUCCUGGAAGAAUUACUGAGAAUACAAGGUGGUUUGGAUAGGAAAGUCUGGAUGCCUGAUCUGAGAGGUAACUUUUCAGUUAAAUCUGCAAGGGAACUGAUUCGAACGAAGUAUCCUAUAAUGGUAGAGGCGAUAUUGUUAUGGAGGAGUGUGGUCCAUCCGUCACUAGCGGCUCAGAACUGGAAAUUUGUUCGAGGAGCUUGUGCAACACUUGACAAAGUUCGCAGCAGGUUCAAGAUCGCUCUUGCAUCUAAAUGUUGUGUGUGUCAGAAUGAUGAAGAGUUCCUAGAACACAUUCUAUGGAACUGCAGCUUUGCUAAAAAGGCUUGGAAUUGGAUUUCAGGUAUUUUCAAUCUUACUCCUCAUUAUAAUUUGAUUUCUUCUAACAAAGCAGCCAAAGGGUGUAGUAGAAUGGUAAAAGAUCUGUUGUUGGUUUCUAAUUUGGUUCUGCGAUCUGAAUUGUGUGCCUUAAGGGGCAAUCCGGGGGUUGCAGGGGAUGGAGUUGUUGCUAGAAAUGUUAAUUCUGAAGUGGUUGGCGCGAUGUGUAUUGGUCUUAGAAUUGUUUCAAAUUAUAUGGCGGAACUGUAUGGGAUUCAUCUUGGUCUCGAAUGGGCUGUUCAAUGGGGUUAUAGAAACAUUUUGAUUCGCACUGAUUCGUCUAGUGUGAUAACAACCUUGGAGGAAGAUAAUGUGCCUUGGUUUGCACAGCAAAGAUGGUCUGAUGCCAAAGGUCUUUAUGAUACUAUUAAGUUUGUGCACACUUACCGUGAGGCAAAUUUUGCAGCUGUCCCAGAGAAGAAUGAAGAAAAGAAACUGGAGUUGUUGCUGUUGAAUAGAGACGAUGAGAAGGAGAUCGAAGAAUUGAAUCCGAGGAAAUUGAAAAUGGAUAUCAGGGUUUGUAAUGGAGGAGAUGAUGUUCUUGCUGUUGAUAAGAAUAUUCAGAGAUGGGUUGGCUUUGAACUCGAGUAUGGUGACAGGAAGAUGGAUUUGGUGCCUGAGAUGGAUGGAAAUGAAGUUGUUGUUGGCUUGCAGGUGGUGAUCACAAUACCUAGGUUUGAGCUGGAAAAGAUACAGGAAGUUGGUGUUACUACAGAGAACUGA
Messenger RNA from Papaver somniferum (opium poppy), 2166 nucleotides. RefSeq lists its product as uncharacterized. Bases 1 to 2166 code for a protein of 721 amino acids. Gene Ontology annotation, molecular function: RNA-DNA hybrid ribonuclease activity; nucleic acid binding. The record is from RefSeq and is a predicted model, not a curated record. The transcript has 6 exons. NCBI's taxonomy places the organism in Eukaryota, Viridiplantae, Streptophyta, Magnoliopsida, Ranunculales, Papaveraceae.